Messenger RNA from Oncorhynchus masou masou (cherry salmon), 324 nucleotides. RefSeq names its product calpain-3-like. Gene Ontology annotation, cellular component: calpain complex. Lineage: Eukaryota; Metazoa; Chordata; Actinopteri; Salmoniformes; Salmonidae. Gene Ontology annotation, molecular function: calcium ion binding. The record is from RefSeq and is a predicted model, not a curated record. The annotation marks the transcript as partial. The transcript is spliced from 4 exons.
AUGGACGGGACGGGCAGACUCAACCUGCAGGAGUUCAGACAUCUCUGGAACAAGAUCAAGCAGUGGCAGGGAAUUUUCCAACACUAUAACUCGGACCAGGCUAGUAGCAUCAACAGCUACGAAAUGAGAAAUGCUGUCAACGAUGCAGGCUUCCGUCUCAACAAUCAGCUCUAUGACAUCAUCACCAUGCGCUACGCCAACGAGGGCAUGAACAUCGACUUUGACAGCUUCAUCAGCUGUCUGGUUCGCCUCGAAGCCAUGUUCAGGGCGUUCCAGGCCUUCGACCAGGAUGGAGACGGUACGAUCAGACUCAGUGUCUUGGAG